AUGGCUGAAAGCUCCGGUAGCGCUUACGUCGCCGUGGUCGUCACCUUCCAGCUGUUCAGGACCUCGAUCACAGUCCGAGAGCAGCCGGACGUUCCCGAGAUCCUCAAGAUCCAGAUGAUCGACCUCAGCACCAAAAUCUCCCAGAGACCCGGAGCUCAGGCCAUCAGGGUGGAGGCGGCGCUGGAGCACUGGUUCGUGACGGGGUUGCAGCAGCAGGGGGGGGUGGUGCCCUCGCUCAUCGCCUCCGUGGGAGACUCCGCCUCCUCGCUGCUCAGCGUGGUGUUCGAGUUAAACCCCCAAGAGACCGCCGCAGACCAGCUGCUGAGGGUCAGCUCCCAGCCCGUCGAGAUCGUCUACGACGCGGUGACGGUGAACAGCGUGAUGGACUUCUUUAGGACCGGUAAGGGUGUAGACCUGGAGGUUCUAACGUCGGCCACGCUGUCCAAGCUGGAGGAGAUCAAAGAGAAGACCGCCACAGGACUGUCUCACGUCAUCGAGACCAGGAAGGUUCUGGACUUAAGGAUCCACCUGAAGCCGUCCUACCUGCUGCUGCCGAAGUCCGGUUUCUAUAGCGACACGUCGGACCUCGUCAUCGUGGACUUCGGCAGCUUACAGCUGAACAGCGUGGAACAGAGCAGUGUCGGUUCCGCGGCCUCGUUCUCGUCUCUGGAGGAGAUCAUGGACCGAGCGUACGAACGUUACACCGUCGAGCUCCGAAGAGUCCAGCUGCUCUACAGCAAGUCAGGUGAGUCGUGGCGAGCCGCUCGGCUUCAGGCGUCGUCGGUGCAACACAUCCUCCAACCGAUGGACUUCACCGUCCAGCUCGCUAAGUGUAUGGUGGAGAAGGACGCCCGCAUGCCCAGGUUUAAGGUCUCAGGUGAGCUGCCGCUGCUUCAUGUGAAGAUCUCAGACCAGAAGAUCCAGAACAUGGUGGAGCUGGUGGACAGCAUCCCGCUGCCGCUCAUAGGCUCCGCCCCCUCCACCCCCACCGAGAAGGUUCCAUCGUUGGUGGAGAUGAGACCCAAAGUCCUCAGCCUCCCCCCCGCUCUGCUGGACGCCAUGGAAACAGACUCAGACGAAGACGCCAGCGAGAAGUCUGAAGACCCGCAGCGCUCGGCUCCGGAGGAACUCACAGACCUGCACUUCAAGUUUGAAGUCAAAGAGGUUCUGCUGGAGCUGACCCGGCAGGCGGACCAGGAGAAGACGGUUCUGUCCUUCAGCGUCUGUCAGCUCGGAACCGAAGGGAACAAACGGAGCUUCGACCUGAACGUCGCCUCGUACCUGCACACGGUCCGCCUGGACUACUGCGACGUUCCAGACGGAAAGACCCUCCAGCUGAUCAGAUCCUCAGACCAGCACAGAUCCAGUCUGCUGAAGGUGGACUACAUCAAGGCGGACCCUGGAGGACCCGGUUUCCAGACGCUGUUCAACAACACGGAGCAAACCCUGAAGGUGGAGUUCUCCUCUCUCGACUUCCUUCUUCAUACUAAAGCUCUUCUGUCGACCAUCAACUACCUGAACAGCAUCGUUCCGCCGCAGCUCAGCGCCGCUCGAGAACCGGACUCCAAGCGGCAGGUGGAGAAGGCGGGGCAAAGCAGGACAGCAUCUAAAGACGCUGCGGACGGCGGCGUGUUCAGCUUCAAGCUGUUCGCCGUGUUGGGCUGUUUCCACGUGGAGGUGUGUGACGACCGCCGCAGCAUCGCUGACAUCAGAGUCACAGGGAUCGAUGCCUCGGUGACGGUCCAGGUGAAGCAGACCGAGGUCUUCGCUCGGCUCAGAGACAUCGUGGUCACCGAUGUGAACCCCAAAACCAUCCACAAGAAGGCGGUGUCCAUCGUGGGUGAAGAAGUCUUCAGCUUCAGACUGUCUCUGUUGCCGGGGGCGACGGUCGGAGACGGGUACGGCGACACAUCGAAGGUCGACGGGAAAGUCACGAUGAGACUGGGCUGCAUCCGGAUCAUCUACCUGCACCAGUUCCUGAUGUCCCUGCUGAUGUUUGCUGAUAACUUCCAGACGGCUAAAGAAGCUCUGAGCGCCGCUACGGCUCAGGCUGCAGAGAAAGCCGCGUCCAGCGUCCGAGACUUUGCUCAGAAGAGUUUCCGUCUGUCGCUGGACAUCAACCUGAAGGCGCCGCUCAUCGUGGUCCCGCAGUCCUCCACCUCCCAGAACGCCGUGGUGGUGGAUCUGGGUCUGAUCACGGUGGGGAACAGCUUCUCUCUACUUCCUGUUGAAGGCUUCUCUCUGCCGGCCGUCGUAGAGAAGAUGGAGAUGAAGCUGACGCAGCUCAAACUGUCCAGGACUACGCUGAGAGACUCUUCGCAGCCCGACAUCGAGAUCCUUCAGCCAAUCAACUUGGAGCUGCUCGUCACCAGAAACCUGGCGGCUUCCUGGUUCACCAAGAUCCCUGCGGUCCAGGUCCAGGGAGUCCUGCGGUCCCUGCAGAUGAGUCUGGGUGAGGAAGACCUGGCGGUUCUGAUGAAGAUCCUGGUGGAGAACAUCGGGGAGGGGACCAAAGAGCACAGCAUGGACCUCCGCCGGCAGGCAGCCCAAGACCGCCAGCAGCAGGAAGCUUCGGUACAUUUGGGAUCUGAAGUCUCGUCGACUUCGAACGGAGACGAGAACGAAAACCUCAUCAACGUCCUUCUGAACUUUGAAAUCCAAGAGGUGAUCCUGACCCUGAAGAAGGCGGGACCUUUCCUCGACCUCCACGUGUCUCAUUUAGGAAUCGACACCAAGGUCAGGAAGUACGACAUGUGCUCCACCGCCUACAUCCGCCAGAUCAGCAUGAAGAGCCUGGAGUUCAAAGACUCGAGUGGAGAGCCGCUGUGUCUCAUCAGCUCUUUGGUGGAAUCUGGAGCCGAGCUGCUCAAAGUGCAGUACUGCAAGGCCGACCGAACGGGACCAAACUUCUCCUCCAUCUACAAGAACACGGAGCAGAUGAUCAACGUGACCUUCUCGUCUCUGGACUUCCUGCUCCACACGGAGGCUCUGCUGUCAGCCAUCAACUUCCUGUCGGCAGCGCUGUCGCCCGGCGGCGUUUCCUCUCCAGAGGAGGAAGUCAGGCUGAAGCCGGACGGCAGCAAGGCGGCGUCGGCCAGAUCCGCCGCCCCGGCGUCCCCCGCAGACAGCGAGGUCAUCGACUUCAAGGUGAUGAUGACGCUGGGAGCCUUCAACGUGCUGGUGUGCGACCAGAGCUGCAACAUGGCCGACAUCAAGAUCCAAGGUAUUAACGGCUCUCUGCUGAUGCAAGGAGCGCAGACGCAUCUGUCCGCCCGACUCAGAGACUUCCUGGUUCUCAACGUCGAUCCCAAAAGCAUCCACAAGAAGGCCGUCUCCAUCGUGGGCGACGAGGUCUUCAGCUUCUCCGUGAGUUUGACUCCCAACGCCACCGAGGGCGCCGGGUACGCCGACACCUCCAGAACCGACGGCAGGGUGAAGCUGAACGUGGGCUGCAUCCAGGUGGUCUACCUGCACAAGUUUGUGAUGUCUCUGCUGAUGUUUGCUGAUAACUUCCAGACGGCUAAAGAAGCUCUGAGCGCCGCUACGGCUCAGGCUGCAGAGAAAGCCGCGUCCAGCGUCCGAGACUUUGCUCAGAAGAGUUUCCGUCUGUCGCUGGACAUCAACCUGAAGGCGCCGCUCAUCGUGGUCCCGCAGUCCUCCACCUCCCAGAACGCCGUGGUGGUGGAUCUGGGUCUGAUCACGGUGGGGAACAGCUUCUCUCUACUUCCUGUUGAAGGGUUCUCUCUGCCGGCCGUCAUCGACAACAUGGACGUCCAGCUGACCCAGCUCAAACUCUCCAGGACUUGUAUGGACCCGGCUUUGGGUCGAACCAGCAACGAGCUGCUGGAACCGGUGAACCUGCACCUGAGCAUCAACAGGAACCUGGCGGCGUCCUGGUUCAAGGAGAUGGCUGCCGUGGAGAUCGAUGGUGAUCUGAAGCCCAUGAAGGUGUCGCUGAGCCAGGACGACCUGAAGGUGCUGCUGAGGAUCCUGACGGAGAACCUGGGAGAGGCAGCCAGCCUGGAGCCCAAACCCCCGAAACCAGAGAGCAACUUGCAGCUUCGAGCAUCCAAGACAGAUGAAGUUGGGAAGCCGAGUGUAACCAGCGAUGAAGAGGAGGUCGAAGCUCUGGAGACCCUGAAGUUUAACUUCAACAUUGAGUCUCUGGGACUGGUUCUGUUCAGGGAUGACCCCCAACAGCCGUCCGGCCUCCAGCACCAGGAGAGCCUCCGCCUGGGCGAGCUGGCCUUUCACCUCCUGAAGACUUCAGGGAAGAUCCUGACCAACGGUAGCCUGGAGGUGAACACGGUCCUGACGGCCUGCACGCUGGACGACCUGAGGACCGGCAUGGAUAGGGUGACCUCACGGAUGGUCGGCCGGAGAGAUGAGCAGAGUUCGGAGGCGAUGAUUGAUGUGACGUACCGGCAGAGCGACAGCGAGAGGGAGGUGGUGGCUGUGCUGCAGAAACUCUACAUGUGUGCCAGCGUGGAGUUCCUCAUGGCCGUUGCAGAUUUCUUCCUUCAGGCUCUGCCGCAGAGUCCGACUCCGACUGCUGCGCCGGCCGACAGACUUCCGCUGAAACUCACGACUGACCCGCGAAGUGACACCAAGACCGCCUGCUCGGUGAAGACUUGUGUGCGGGCGGUGGUGGUGGACCCGGAGGUGGUGUUUGUGGCCAGCCUGAUGAAGGCCGACGCCCCCGCCCUGGUGGUGUCCUUCCAGUGUGGCUUCACCCUGCAGACUGAAGACAACGGAGCCCAGAUCAUGAGGGCCAACCUGCGGGAGCUCAAAGUCCUGGCCUGCCCCUUCAUCCGCAGCCAGCAGGACACAGCAGUCACCACGGUGCUGAGGCCCUGCUCUGUUGUCUUGGAAACCAAAGCCCAGCCCAACCAACCGCUGAAGGGCUCUGUGAUGGUGGAGGAAGUCGUCGUUAAGAUCUCUCCGUUCAUCCUCAACACGCUGAUGACGAUCACCGCUGCCAUGACGACCAAGCAACCGGACCCGCAGAGCCGGGACCUGAAGCCCGAGGUCAGCGACCUCUGGUCCGUCAUGAACGUCUACGCCGGUAACUACUGGUUCCUGGGAGUGGACCAGGCCACCGAGCUCACCGAGAGCUUCAGAGACCAGGACGGGCGCAACGAGGGCGAGACCUUCGCUGCUGAGGUCAAGGUGGUCCAGGUGACGCUGGAGUCGGGUUUGGGUCAUCGGACGAUGCCCCUGCUGCUGGCCGAGUCCUCCUUCAACGGAUCCGCCAAGAACUGGUCCUCUCUGCUGCAGAUGAGGGCCGAAAUGACGCUGGAGGUGAACUACUUUAACGAGGUCCAUGCCGUGUGGGAGCCUCUGAUCGAGCGAGUGGACGACGGCAGACGCAGGUGGCACCUGGAGCUGGAGAUGAAGAACAACCCGGUCCAGGACAAGAGUCCGGUGCACGGAGACGACUUUGUGAUUCUUCCUGAACCUCGGACCGCCGUCAACAUCUGCUCCAAGGACACCAUGAACAUCACCGUGUCUCAGUGCAGCCUCAACGUCUUCCAGAACCUCGCCAAGGCGUUAUCCGAGGGCACAACCUCCACCUUCGACUCCUCUCUGAAGGAGAAAGCUCCCUUCACCAUCCGAAACGCUCUGGGGAUCCCCCUCAUCGUGCAGCACAGCGCCAACCUGAGGCCGGUGGGCUUACCGGUGCAGGGAAAGUUCCACGAGCUGUCCGUGGACCAGACCAUGGACCUGGAACAGGCCAUGUCUGAGCCGCUGACCCGAGGGAAACUGUCGGCCCUGCAGCGGCAAGAAAGCUGCCUGUUCAACCUGAGCAUCGUGCCGUCUGGAUUCAGCGAGAUCUCCAACAUCGCUGUGGAUAAGCCGGGCCGUCGCCUCUACACCGUCCGCGGCCCCAACCUGCAGGAGGCCGUCGCUGUGCUGGUGCAGAUCGACGCCACGGAGGGCAACAAGGUCAUCACGGUCCGCUCGCCGCUGCAGAUAAAGAAUCACUUCUCUGUACCUUUCACCAUCCUGAAGUACUGUCCAACGUCCAGAAGCCUGCAGACAGUCGGACAGGCCGAACCCGAGACUGAGUUUCAUAUCGCCUUGGAAACAUACAGGUACCAGCUGUUUGUGAGUCCGGCGGGCUCUCUGCACGGUCAGUACGGGCCGUCCUCCACCUGCGUGGCUUGGAAGGAGCAGGUGCACCGCAGCUCGGAGGUGCGCUCGGUGCUGCAGUGCCCGGCGGCCGACAGCGGUCUGCUGCCGCUGAUGGUCAGCACGCUGGCCGUCCCCGACGACCUGCAGCACAUCGACAACCACGGGGAGGAGGACUGGGACCCCGCCUACAUCAUACACCUGCACCCGGUGGCCACGCUGCGCAACCUGCUGCCCUACACCGUCCGCUACAUGCUUGAGAACUCUGCAGACUCGUACGAGCUUCAGGAAGGCGGCACGUCGGACCUCCUGAACGCUCGCCUGUCGGGUGAGAUCAUGUCGUUGGUGCUGAUGAGGUAUCAGGGUCGCGACUGGCACGGACACGUUCGUAUCGAACAGGAAAUGUCAGAGUUCUUGGCCGUGUGUCUGACCUGCGACACUGACACCAGCAUGACAGUGGAUGUGAGCGUGCACGUGUUGAGGACCGCGAACCGUCUGCUGCUGUCCCUCUUCAGCCCGUACUGGAUCAUCAACAAGACGUCCCGCGUGCUGCAGUACAAGUCCGAGGACGUCAGCGUCAAACACCCGGCCGACUACCGAGACAUCAUCCUGUUCUCCUUCAGGAAGAAGAACCUGUUCAGCAAGAGCAAGCUCCAGCUGUGCAUCUCCACCAGCUCCUGGUCUGACGGCUUCUCUCUGGACACGGUGGGAAGCUACGGCUGCGUUCGCUGUCCCGCCAACAACAUGGACUUCCUGGUGGGGGUGAGCAUCCAGAUGAGCAGCUUUAAUCUGACCCGCAUCGUCACCAUGAGUCCGUUCUUCACGCUGGUCAACAAGUCCUCGUACGAGCUGGAGGUGGGCGAGGUCAGCCAGACCUCCACCAGGUGGCACUACGUCACCUCCACAGAGUGCCUCCCGCUGUGGCCCGAGGACCCGACGGGGAAGCUGUGUGUCCGAGUGGUCGGGUCCGAAUCCAGCACCAGAUUCUUCUUCUUCAACCAGCAGGACAACGGCACCCUGCUGAGCCUCGACACGUACGGGGGGAUCAUCGUGGACGUUAACAUCUCCGAUCACUCCACCGUCAUCAGCUUCAUUGAUUAUUAUGAAGGAGCAGCUCCGGCUCUGCUGCUCAACCACACACCCUGGGCCACCGUCAGCUACCGGCAGAGCGGUUCUGAGGUUCUCCACCAGCUGGGACCCGGCGAGGCUCGGCGGUUUGCGUGGGACGAUCCUGCAGGCGUGCGGACGCUCAGCUGGAGCUGCCUGGACCACCGCGGAGAUCUGGACCUGCUGAAGGAUGAGGCGGGGCAGUUCUCCGGGGACAGCCUGGCUCAGGUACACUGGGUUUCCUUCCUGGACGGACGGCAGCGCGUGCUGCUGUUCACGGAGGACGUCGCCGUGGUAACGAAGGCGCGGCAGGCCGAGGAGCUAGAACAGUUCCAGCAGGAAGUGAAGGUGUCGCUGCAGAACCUCGGCCUCUCAUUGGUCAACAACUCCAACCGGCAGGAAGUCGCUUACAUAGGGAUCACCAGCUCAGGUGUGGUGUGGGAGAUGAAGCCGAGGAACCGCUGGAAGCCGUUCAGUCAGAAGAACAUCAUCCUGCUGGAGAGAACGUUCCAGAAGCAGCAGAGCGGGAAGACGGAGGCCGGCUGGGUCCGGCUGGAGACCAACGUAGAGGUGAACCUGAGCGCGGCCGUCAUGAUGAUGCGGCAGCCGUACACCUGUCCCGUCCGGAGGAACUUCCUGUCUGGCAUCCAGGUGGAGUUCAAGCAGUCGCUGCACCAACGCAGCCUCAGAGCCCAGCUGUACUGGCUGCAGGUGGAUAACCAGCUUCCAGGUGCGAUGUUCCCCAUCGUCUUCCAUCCGGUUCCUCCUCCAAAAUCCAUCGCUCUGGACUCAGAACCGAAGCCGUUCAUCGAUGUUUCCGUCAUCACCAGGUUCAACGAGCACAGCAGCGUCAUGCAGUUCAAGUACUUCAUGGCGCUGGUUCAGGAGAUGGCGUUGAAGAUUGAUCAGGGUUUCCUGGCGGCCAUCUUGGCCGUGGUCACACCUGCUGCAGACGGUCAGACUGACAAAAAGGCCCAGCUGCUGGACGGGGAUCUGCAGCUGCUUCAGUCGGAGUUGAUGGAAACGUCUCUGAGCGACACGUCAGGACUCAGCUUCUUCCAGCACUUCCACAUCUCACCCGUCAAGCUGCACCUCAGCCUGUCUCUGGGUGGAGAUCUGGACCAGGACGCCGCGGUCAUCCAGUCUCUGAACCUGCUGCUGAAAAGUCUCGGAGCGACGCUGACGGACGUCGAUGACCUCAUCUUCAAACUGGCCUUCUUCGAGGUGAAGUACCAGUUCUACCGCCGAGAGAAGCUCAUGUGGGCCGUGCUGCGACACUACAGUGAACAGUUCUUGAAGCAGAUGUACGUUCUGGUUCUGGGUCUGGAUGUUCUGGGGAACCCGUUUGGACUGAUCCGAGGUCUGUCUGAAGGAGUGGAGGCCUUCUUCUACGAGCCCUUCCAGGGUGCGGUUCAGGGUCCAGAAGAGUUCGCUGAAGGUUUUGUGAUCGGGGUCCGGAGUCUGCUGAGUCACACUGUCGGUGGAGCUGCAGGUGUGGUGUCCCGGAUCACGGGCUCGGUGGGGAAGGGUCUGGCAGCGAUCACCAUGGAUAAAGAGUUCCAGCAGAAGAGACGAGAGGAGAUGAACCGAACGCCCCGAGACUUUGGAGAGAGUCUGGCUAAAGGCGGGAAAGGUCUGCUGAAGGGUGUCGUCGGGGGCGUUACCGGCAUCGUCACCAAACCUGUGGAGGGUGCGAAGAAGGAGGGUGCGGCCGGCUUCUUUAAAGGCAUCGGGAAGGGUCUGGUGGGCGUGGUCGCCCGGCCGACGGGCGGCAUCGUGGACAUGGCGAGCAGCACCUUCCAGGGGAUCCAGAGAGCGGCCGAGUCCACGGAGGAAGUGACCAAGCUGCGUCCCGUGCGGCUGAUUAGAGAGGACGGUGUCAUCCGGCCGUAUGACCGAACGGAGUCGGAGGGUUUCGAGCUCUUCCAGCGUUCAGACAUCCGGCAGCUGGAAGGGGAAGUGUUCAGAGAUCACCUGCUGUUCCCCGGCCAGAGGAAGACCAACAUCAUCAUCACCAACAGGAGGGUUUUCUGCAUGAAGGAAAUCGACUUCGUCGGUCAUUUCAACAAAGAGUGGGAAUGUUUGUUUGAGAACUUUUAUCGUCCUCCAGCCGUGGCAGGAAGUGAGCUGAAGAUCUACUGCAAGGAACAGCAGAAGUUGAUGCUUCCUAAGAGAGAUGGUCAUGAGUCUGUGCGGACCGUCCAGCUGAGAGACACACACACUGCUCAGAAGCUGCAUGGAGUCAUCUCGGAGGCCCAGGUGCAGCAGCAGCAGCGCCGCCUGGUGAAGCAGAAGUCGCAGCGCUUCCUGAAACCCUAAGACCACCGUUUCCAUGGUUACCGUCACAUAUAUCCACUGUUUCCAUGGUUACAGUCACAUAUAUCCACUGUUUCCAUGGUUACAGUCACAUAUAUCCAUUGUUUCCAUGGUUACAGUCACAUAUAUCCAUUGUUUCCAUGGUUACCGUCACAUAUAUCCACUGUUUCCAUGGUUACAGUCACAUAUAUCCAUUGUUUCCAUGGUUACCGUCACAUAUAUAUAAAAAACCUUUAUUUACAGUUUUUCAGUUUAGAGUUUCUCUUCGCUUCUUUAUUCUUAUUGGAUGAAUUCAGAUCUGAUCCGUCCAAUCAGCUGACAGCAGAGCUGAGUCAUGUGAUCACUUUGAUAUAUUACUAUCUAUAGAAAUAAAUAUUAAUGUCUGAAUGUUUGAAUAUGUUUGAAUACGUGCUGGAAGAUGAAGCCAUAAUAAGUUUAUAAUGAAGAAAUAUUUGUUUAAGUUUUGUCUGAUUUUCUGGAAAUGAAUAAAUAAAGAUUUACUGACGUUGUGUUUGCUUUAAUAUCUGAUGAUGAUGAUGAUGAUGAUGAUGAUGAUCAGGAUUAGGGCUCAGCUUGCUGUAAUGACCUACAGGUAUGACUUGUAAUAAAAGAUGAAUAAAU
Scomber japonicus (chub mackerel) is the source of this 10176-nucleotide messenger RNA. RefSeq names its product vacuolar protein sorting 13 homolog C (gene vps13c). The transcript has 71 exons. NCBI's taxonomy places the organism in Eukaryota, Metazoa, Chordata, Actinopteri, Scombriformes, Scombridae. The record is from RefSeq and is a predicted model, not a curated record. The coding region runs from base 1 to 9558 and encodes 3185 amino acids. Gene Ontology annotation, cellular component: extrinsic component of membrane. Gene Ontology annotation, biological process: mitochondrion organization; protein retention in Golgi apparatus; protein targeting to vacuole.